AUGGAACCCAAAACACCCUCACUCGCCCUAACCCUAAUAGCUUGCCUCCUCCUUCUCCCUCUAUUUUCCCACGCUCGCAUCCUAACCAACUCACCAUCAUCAACACCAGCAUCUCGAGUCGCCUUCCUCCAACACCUCAAAGGCUGCCACAAGGGCGACAAGCUCAACGACAUCCCUAAGCUCAAAGCCUACCUCCACAAGUUCGGAUACCUCGACGACUACACCAACCAAACCUCCCCUUCUAACAACCACUACUUCGACGGCCGCCUCGAGAAUGCCCUCAAGACUUACCAGGCCAACUACCACCUCAACGUCACCGGCGCCAUGGACUCCGCCACCGUCGCCUCCAUGAUGACCCCACGCUGCGGCGUCGCUGACAUCGUCAACGGCACCAACUACAUGCAAACCCGACGACGUCACGGUACUGGCCGGCUGCACGCCGUGUCUCACUACUCGUUCUUCCGGGGGAACCCCAGGUGGAGAGCUUCGAAGACGAAGCUCUCCUACCAGAUUCUCCCGGGAAUGCCGGAAGAAGCGGUGGCGCCGGUGGCGCGUGCUUUCCAGACGUGGGCUGAGAACACGCAGUUCGAGUUCCGGAGGGUCGGUGGGGAGCCCGGAGACGACACCGUGGACAUCAGGGUGGGGUUCUACAGCAGGGACCACGGGGACGGGUUUCCUUUCGAUGGAGUGGGUAGGUCGGUGGCUCACGCGUUUGCGCCGGAGGACGGGAGGUUUCACUACGAUGCGGACGAGAGUUGGGGGAUCAAGAACCCAAGGGCGAUGGACUGGGAGACGAAGGCGUUCGACGUCGAGACGGUGGCUUUGCAUGAGAUAGGGCACAUUCUCGGGCUGAUGCACAGCUCGGUGCCGACGGCGAUUAUGUACCCGGCGGUGGGGGACGGCGUGACGAAGGAGCUGAGCCGGGAUGAUGUUCAUGGCUUCAGGGCUCUGUAUAAGGUCUGA
This is a messenger RNA of Linum tenue, 963 nucleotides long. NCBI's taxonomy places the organism in Eukaryota, Viridiplantae, Streptophyta, Magnoliopsida, Malpighiales, Linaceae. The record is from the annotation of a GenBank genome assembly.